AUGGCGAGUUCAAUUCUUAUGCACAUGCUUGAAGCAGCUGGCCUGCACUGUGAACCGUCUCAAGAAUCAGUCCUUCCAGUGACAGAAGAAAAGGUUGAUGCCGAACUUCGGAGACGACUCUUUGCUGUCGCCGAGCACCUCAACAUAUGGAUUUCAUUUGACAUGGGCCGGUCUAGGACCAUCCUGUGUAAUUCAACACUGGAAAUGCCUUGUUCGAGAGAAGGAGACUAUACUCUUGAACUUAUGGAGUUGCUCCCAUACUCAACGGAGCUUGAUCCGAAUAAGACGCAAGACGUUUCCGAGCUUGAGACCUCGCUGUCAACUGUCUUGAGCCGAACUCAUUCUGUUCCACCAUCAAUCAUGGCACAAACAAACCUCGCUUUGUGUCUCUGUCGUCGGCUCCAGUCUAUGAACACGACGUUCUCGGGAAGGGUUCUCGAACAGAUCCUCUCUAUCACGAAAACAGGCAUCGAAGCAGCUCAAGCUAUUCUGGAUGCACGCUCACCAUGGCAUCACAUGGCCAACGUGCCGUUUCAGAUUAUUUGUGUUUUACUUGCCAUUGAUACGGGUGAAUCAAUAGCUCAGCUCAAGGAUGCUAUGCAAUGUCUUAGUAACGUUGCUACUGUGUACAAUACCAAUGCUACGAAAGAGGCUCUCAACACGGCUUCAUUGCUUAUACUGAUGCAGCAGCGACGCAAGGAGAAGUGUGCAUCGACCUUGAGUGAUGUGCUGAAAACCUUUCCUAUCGUUUCUCUUCCUGAGACCCGAGAUGAGACUCCCGUUGCAGAGAUGGAUGAUAUGAGAUGGCUGAAUAAUUUGGUUGGAGAUCUUUCCAGUUUCGACUAUGCUGAUUUGGAUCGAUUUCUCUUCCCGAACAUGUUUUAA
Fusarium musae is the source of this 885-nucleotide messenger RNA. RefSeq names its product multidrug resistance protein (gene RDR1). Lineage: Eukaryota; Fungi; Ascomycota; Sordariomycetes; Hypocreales; Nectriaceae. The transcript has a single exon. Gene Ontology annotation, molecular function: DNA-binding transcription factor activity. Gene Ontology annotation, biological process: response to xenobiotic stimulus. The record is from RefSeq and is a predicted model, not a curated record. Bases 1 to 885 code for a protein of 294 amino acids.